AUGCCCUACAACACCACAGCCAUCCCUCCCCGCAAGGAGGUCACAGGCCAGCCGGCCCUGCCCCAUCCUCGCCGAUGUGGCGAUUCGACACGGCCAGCUGCUAACAGGGCGCAGGAGAUGUUCAUCCAGCACCUCGCCAACGAAGCCCACAACCAGGCCAAGCUCGACCGGAAGCCCCGCCGCAACGUGCAGUACAAGGACCUAGCCAACGCCGUCGCGCACAACGACAAUCUUGAGUUCCUCGAGGACGUCAUCCCCAAGACGACACGUACAAGAGAUCAAGGCCAGGCCCAGGCGACCCGCGCCCCGCGCUGGCGGGCACCAAGAAGUCGCGCGCCGCCGGUGCCGGUACCGGUACCCGGCACCAAUGGUGCUGCGGACACGGGGGCGCUCCGGCCCGGUGGUGGUGCCAACGGCGUCAAAUGGCACGCGUCGCGCGGCGGCCCAGGUGCGGCCUCUGCUGCUUCCGCUGCGGCCAUGGACGACCCCAGUGCGCAGCUGCAGGCCGAGAUGCGGCAGGCGGCCGGGGCGGAUCACGAUGGCGACGUCGACAUGACGGGCUAG
Verticillium alfalfae VaMs.102 is the source of this 564-nucleotide messenger RNA. RefSeq lists its product with no specific name. The transcript is spliced from 3 exons. The coding region runs from base 1 to 564 and encodes 187 amino acids. Gene Ontology annotation, cellular component: CHRAC; nucleus. Gene Ontology annotation, molecular function: protein heterodimerization activity. The record is from RefSeq and is a predicted model, not a curated record. Lineage: Eukaryota; Fungi; Ascomycota; Sordariomycetes; Glomerellales; Plectosphaerellaceae.